AUGACUGAGGACGAGAUGAUGCAACUGGCACUGCGGCUCAGUGAACAGGAAGCCGGCGCCAACCCAUCCCAAGAGGAAGAGGGUGAUGUGAGCGAGGCCGUCCACCAAAGUAUGGUGGGUCAGACGCCGGAGCAGAGUCUCCUGAAAGGUGAACCUGAUCAUCGGCCCGUUUCGUCUGGUCUGGAGCUCCAGCAGAGAGCAUGUGACGUCUCGCACGCCGACCAGGACUUUCCUUUUGGAGGUUUUAUCUCCAGCAAUUGCUCACUGGAAAGUUUAUCACCCUCACACCGAAGCAUCAGCCCCACUUUCCCCAGAACUCCCUGCAGCCCCCUGGUGGAUGUGAGGGGAACUGGAGCCGGGAAGACACUCCAGUUCACCAACAGCCCCUGUGGACCUUCUGGACCUGAGCGCUCGCCUCGGCUCUUGGACAAGGAAGGUCUUGCUGACUCUGUUGAGAUGAACCAUCAGGCUGAGGACUCUGAAGUCACUGUGAGAUCUUAUGACAUGACGCUGCGCUGGUCAGAUGAAGACGAGGACGUGAGGGAGUCACGGAGCCCGGUCUUUCAUCAGGAAACAGGCAGCGGCUGGACUCCCGCCACUGCAAACGGACCCGGCAGUUCCUCAUCAUCAAGGGUGGAUCCCUGUGUGGACCCGCGACUGAGGAGCCAGGGAGGACCAGCUGAGGGCCAGCCAACGGUCCAGUACUACUGGGGCGUCCCAUUCUGUCCCAGAAGUCUGGACCCAGACGAGUACACUCAGGUGAUCGUGACUCAGUUGGACACUUACAGCCGGAGUCUUAAAGAAGCUCGAAGGUUGCUGCUGAGGAAAGCCCAGUGGAGCGACGGCGUCCUGCCUGAGACGAACGCUCCCUCGCCGCCACAGACUGAAGCUGAGGCUUCGCAACAGAUAGGCAGCGGGGACGAUGGGAACCAAGGCGCUGACGUUGAUCCUGGGAAGUGCAGAGAUCUGGACGAAGAUCUUCAGGACAUGGACUGUAACACCUGUCCAGAGACGCAGCUGACUGACAAAGACUGUGAUGAUGAUGAAGAUGGUGAAGACCAGUGUCUGAAAGGAAGGGUCAGUGAGCGCCUCUGUCGGAUGUCUGUGAGAGACGGACUGUCAUGUUCUCCGCAAAGCCGUGCCUCUCCGCUGGAGGUCAAGGAGAUCGUGGUGCCAGACUGUGAUGAAGAAGAAGUUGAGGAAGCUGAUGAAAAGAAAAAUGACAGCUCGUCUUCCGAUGUGGAGGAGAUACAUGAGGUGAAGAGCGGAAGCCGUCCCUCCGCCGAUCCCUCUCUGAGCCCUCAGAGCACGGUCAACUGUCCCAUCUGCCAGCUCUCCUUUCCGCUGGCAGACGUGGAGAUGCACGCGGCCUACUGUGAAGGAGACAAGAACAAGUCUGCGGACGACAGCGACCACGAUUCUCCAGUUCGGCCAAGGAAGAGACGAAGAAAAGGAGCCGCAGAGAGCGUCCAGGAGAAGUGCUACGUCUGCCAGACAAUGGUUCCGCUGAGCAGCUACAGUCGCCACACCCAGCUCUGCAUGCAGCUGUCCGUCAAGCCUGCUAGAGGAACCCUGCUGUCCGCCCUGGAGCAGAGCGACUCCGCAGACACUGCUCAGCGUGGUUCUGGGGUCCGACCAGGCCCAUCAGGUUCCAGGGUCCAGCCGUGUCCGUCAAGUUCGAGAGUAAAGCCAAAUGACAUCAUCGAGCUUCAAGAUGACGACGACGAUGAUGAUGAGGAUUCUUUGAACAGAAUCUUCACAGAAGCGACCAAAUCUCAGGUGACCUUCAGGCGAACACAAGCUCAGAAACCGAAACGAUGAAGCAAACAGGCCUUUUCUGUCUGCUGAGCUGAAGAUGUCGGACUAUAACUGAGGUCAAAGGUCGGGGUGUGCAUCGCCGUUUGUAAACGCACGUCCUAAUAAAAGCCGACUGAGAACGCAGCUAAAGAGCUUCUUUCUUCACC
Synchiropus splendidus (mandarinfish) is the source of this 1964-nucleotide messenger RNA. RefSeq names its product ubiquitin interaction motif containing 1 (gene uimc1). Gene Ontology annotation, biological process: positive regulation of DNA repair; double-strand break repair. Bases 1 to 1821 code for a protein of 606 amino acids. The transcript has 18 exons. Gene Ontology annotation, cellular component: BRCA1-A complex. NCBI's taxonomy places the organism in Eukaryota, Metazoa, Chordata, Actinopteri, Syngnathiformes, Callionymidae. Gene Ontology annotation, molecular function: histone binding; K63-linked polyubiquitin modification-dependent protein binding. The record is from RefSeq and is a predicted model, not a curated record.